Diaporthe amygdali is the source of this 840-nucleotide messenger RNA. RefSeq lists its product as uncharacterized. Bases 1 to 840 code for a protein of 279 amino acids. The record is from RefSeq and is a predicted model, not a curated record. The transcript is spliced from 7 exons. Gene Ontology annotation, molecular function: hydrolase activity, acting on ester bonds. NCBI's taxonomy places the organism in Eukaryota, Fungi, Ascomycota, Sordariomycetes, Diaporthales, Diaporthaceae.
AUGAAAUAUCCUGUUCUCUUCGCCUGUCUCCUGCCAGCAGCCGCUGCAGCCCCGCGAACUGCCGAGCCAAAUACAGUAUGGCUUUGUGGUGAUAGUACCAUGGCUCCGGGUGGGGGACACAACGGAACCGAGGGAUGGGGGCAGUAUUUGCAAUAUUCCCUCGAUUCAUCGAGAAUGAGGGUGAACAAUUCGGCCUAUGCCGGGAGAAGCGCGAGAACUUUCACUCGAGAGGGACGAUUUCAAGCUAUCUUCGGGAAAGUCCAGCCUGGUGACUGGGUAGUGAUUGAGUUUGGGCACAACGAUGGUCCUGCUGAUCCUGCGAAUGACGCGAAGAAUAGAGUGGAUUGUUUGGGGUUGGGUGCCGAGACUUGUCCUGUUACCUACGAUAACCAGACCGAGAUUGUUCAGACUUACACGACAUACCUACAUAACGCCAGCUCUACCUUCCUCGCCUUGGGCGCCAAGGUUAUCAUCUCGUCGCAAACGCCUACGAAUACAUACAACAGUGUCGACGACGAGUACUCCUGGGUUCCCACCAUUUACGAGUGGUAUUCCUGGUACAUUGUUGACUCGCUGGGUGGUCCAGAGCAGGGCGUGUACUAUGUCAACCAUGGAGAUUAUGGUGCCCAGGCACUCAAGCUCAUGGGCAAAGAGACAGCGAACGCCAACUUCCCGAUGGACAACACACAUACAUCCCCCUGGCUAGCAGACACAUUUUCCAAGGCCUUUGUGCUGGGGGUGAAAUGUGGCACAUCGCCUUUUCAAAACUUUGUGGUCAAUGCAACCAGUCGCUUGGAGGGCGAUCUCUUGGGAACCUGCGAACAGGACCGCGACAUGUGA